CUCCAAGCCCCUCUAGCCACCAACUCAUUCUUUGAGAAAAUUGGUGACCAAACUUGGGAUUUUCUCCUUCUUUUCUUGUUCUUGAACCUAGAAAUUUCCCCCUUCUGUGCUGGAAAUUCCAGAUCUACUCUGCUCUGUCUUCCCCGCCUGCUGCUCUUGCUUGUGGGUGUGAUUUUCGGUCUUUCUGUUUGCCGUGAGUUUCCCCCCUGGAUCCCGUCGGCUUCCUCACCAGCCAAGCUCGGGUUCUGCUGGCUGGAAUUCUGGUUUUGAUCAUUCUGUCACCGUAGCACUUGGGUUAGCCUUCUGUUCUGUGCGAGUAAGGAAGCGAAACUGAGGACGGGGAAACCAAGAGGAGUGACGAGUUAGAAGGCUAGCCACUUGUAAUUGAUUUGAAUUAUUGGAUGGUCAGAUGUGAUUUGGAUAAGUUCUGAGCCUUGUGCAUUUGUGGGACCCUCUCACGAGUGCACGGCGUUUGUCGCGCCUCAAAUUCGGGUUCUGGGGCGUGACAAUUAUAUUACUUAGAGUGACUAGUGUACUUAUUAGAGUGAUUUUAGUGCAUCAAAUUCCUAAAUGAGGCUUCCAACUUUAUAUAUAAAAUUGUAAUGGAUUUGCUAUGGCUUUCUGUAGUUUUCAAAGAAACACUUAAGAGAUCUUAUCUUCUUCAAAUCCCUGAGUGUACAUGCGGAUUACUGCUAAAGAAGUUCUACCCUUGGGCUCUAAGACUUCAUCAGAGGAUGAUGAUAAGAGUUAUGCCCCAACAAGGCAUGCGACAUUGAGGUUAAGUUUAUCAAUGGAGUUUGGUACAGCUAAGUCGCCUUUUAACUUGUUUGUCACCGCCUUUUCAUUUGAUAAGUUUUGGGAGUUGGAUUGAUUACCGUGCAUUUUCUUGUUUGUUACUUUAGAAAUUCUAAAUGAUUUGAAGUCUACAAAGAUUCCAUGGCAUUAUGUGCUUCAAGUUACCAUUUUUGUGUCUCAUUUAGAAUAUCUGCUGGGACCCACAUCAAUAUUUCAUUUUUUUUUUCUUCACUUUAGUUCCCCCAUUUUGUGAAACCCUUCAUCUUCUUUAACCUCUGUCCUUCAUCCACCUUCCCCAUUCUUCAAUUAGAUCCAAGCGUUCGAAUGUAUCUCCUUCAAUCAAUCAAGGUCCGAUAAAUGGAAGGCACAAUUAAGAGAAAUCAAGCAAUCCAACUCUAAUCAACAAUGGACCUUCUUUGGUGCUUCUGAUAAAUAGUUAGGGUUUGUACACCUUUCAAAACCUUACAUCUUUGCACUUUUGCAUCUUUUAUUCUAUUACCAUUGUAUUUAGGGUUUCAUAAGACUUGAUUUCUAGUUUUUGAUGAACUUAAUUUUUGGUCCUAAUAUGAUAGUGUG
Molecule: messenger RNA, 1371 nt
Organism: Rubroshorea leprosula
Lineage: Eukaryota; Viridiplantae; Streptophyta; Magnoliopsida; Malvales; Dipterocarpaceae
Source: the annotation of a GenBank genome assembly